GGGUCGCGGUACUCGUGCCGACGUACAUUAUGGUCACGGCCCCACCUGACGACGGGCACAUUAUCUAUCCUGGACGAGCAGUUUGUGCCCAGAUUAACUGGGGAGUUGCUGGUGGUAUCAUCGUCGCCAGUGUUUACCUCGUCACGUCCAUUGGCAUCUCAGGCGGAAACAUUGAGGUGCUGUGGGCCCUGGCCCAGAGAGUGGCAGCAUGGAACUCUCGGGGCCUCGACUGGAUUCUAGGCGGUGACUGGAACGCCGAUAUCGAUGCGCUCAAUGUUCGCAACUGGGUCGAGACCAUGGCAGCCAUCCACUAUGUGCCCGACCAGCACGCCUGCAUCACUGACGAGGGCAAGAGCACCAUAGACUAUUUUGUCGUCUGCGCCAACUUAGCGUCUCGCAUCAAGGGCAAGCCCGAGGUCCAGUAUGACUCCGCGGUCGUGCCGCCGCCGCACUUCCCUGUGGGGCUGCAGCUCAUGGGCGAGGAUCGCCCCACGUGGUGCCGUGUCCCUGUGGAGCCGCGCCCCUUUGCGGUGGUGCCGCCCGUUGGCUGCGCCAGGUAUCCCUACCCGUGGCAUAUGCCCCAGUCGGAGUUCCAGCAGGUCAGUAGUGUCGAUGACUUGAGCUCGCUCUGGGACUCCGUGCUGCGAGGGGUGGACUACGAGCUGGCAGGGCGUUACGACUGCGCAGGCGCCAAGGCCAUGCACUACAUCGGACGCGAGGGGCCGCCGCAGUUCAAGUGGCAGCUCCUGUCAUGGCAGCCGCCGCGCAGGCGUACCUACAAAGAGCCGUCCGUGCUGGCUUGGGCCACGGCGAGGCGCUGGGCCCAGCACCUUGUGGCCGAGAAGAAGCGGCUUGUGAGGUGCAUUGAGCGCCUCAAGUUGUGCGCCCUCAUCUGCGCCAUCACGCCGCUGCAGUACACCAAGGUUGUCGUGGCCUUCAAUGAGGUGGCUGCAUUCUAUGGGCGCGUGGCUCGGUCAGAGCAGGUGUCCAACCUGGCCCGAGCGGCCAAG
Prorocentrum cordatum is the source of this 1010-nucleotide messenger RNA. Lineage: Eukaryota; Dinophyceae; Prorocentrales; Prorocentraceae. The record is from the annotation of a GenBank genome assembly.